AUGAAUUUUAAUGCCUCUAGAAAUGUCGGCCCUGCUGGCGGGCCCCGUAAAGCAAAACGAGUGAGUGAUGUAUCAGCAAUGGGUGCUCCGUCGCUAACACCGGCUUUUAGUCCAACUCCAACAUAUAACCAAGGAUAUGCACCGGCUGGCCCCCCUCCUCCAUAUCAACAGGGAAUCCAACUAGAUCCUGCUCAAGAAUUUGGUUCUUCAGAUCCUGCUGCAAAUUUUGGGUAUAUGGGUGGAUAUGGACAAGCUCCAAUGCCGACACCAGCUCACAUUGGCUCUAUGAUACAACAACCUAUUAUACAGGACAUGGCUUUGCAGUACGGCAACCAGCUGGCCGCGCAGGGUCGGGAGGCGGUGCAGCGCGAGCUCGGCCGCUACGUGCCGGUGUCUAGGCUCAGAUACUACUUCGCAGUAGACACCAGAUAUGUCAUGAAGAAAUUGAUUCUUAUACUGUUUCCGUACACACAUCAGGACUGGUUUGUGAAGUACGACCAGGACUCGCCAGUGCAGCCGCGCUACGACGUCAACGCGCCCGACCUCUACAUACCCUCCAUGGGCUAUGUCACCUACGUGCUGCUGGCUGGCUUCAUGCUCGGUCUCCAGCACAGGUUCUCCCCGGAGCAGAUCAGCAUCCAGGCGUCGAGCGCGCUGGCCUACAUCAUCUUCGAGAUGGUGCUGUACUUGGGCACGCUGUACGUGAGCGCGGCCGGCCCGGCCACGCGCACGCUGGACCUGCUGGCCUACUCCGGCUACAAGUACACCACCAUGAUCGCCAGCCUGCUGGCCGCGCUCGCCGCCGGCCCCACCGGCUACUACUGCGUGCUGCUGUACUGUAGCAUAGCUUUGUCUUUUUUUUUGGUGAAAACCCUUCGACUGCAGUUGCCAUCCGGGUCCCAUGUGCCGGAGCAGCCCUACAGCGGGUACCCCAACAGCUACUCGGCCAACCCGUACGUGGACACGUGGGCGAAGCCUCCCGGCGGCGGCACCAAGCGCCGCUUGUACUUCCUGCUGUUCGUGGCGGUGACGCAGCCGCUGCUGUCCUGGUGGCUGACCCACCACCUGGUCCCGUCGGCCCCGCUGGCCGCGCCCGCCCCGCUCGUGCCGCCCGCCCGA
This is a messenger RNA of Brenthis ino (lesser marbled fritillary), 1119 nucleotides long. The record is from the annotation of a GenBank genome assembly. Lineage: Eukaryota; Metazoa; Arthropoda; Insecta; Lepidoptera; Nymphalidae.